CUAUCGGGAAGGCGAAAACCAGUCGAAAUGUGACUACCUCACCAUCGAGCCAGGAGACUUUGUCUUGAUUAAGAAUUGGGAUUGCAAGAAACUGGGACCUAGGUGGAAAGGGCCAUACCAAGUGCUACUGACAACACCAACGGCGGUGAAGGUGGAAGGGCAGCUGUGGUGGAUACAUUGAACAGAUUGUAAACGCGUUACUGGCAGAACGGAUAAAGACUGAAAGGAAGAAAUGUAUUGGUUAAUACUGACUGUAAUAACCUUAAGGAAAAGUCUCCCUGUUUCAGGAGGCCCCCAAGUUAACACUUUUCUGUCCCUCUGCCACACCUAUGCAAGUAGAGCGGGGAGUAUGCUGGGUGGUGGCAAUGGCAUCAUCUGUUGAGCUGUUGGGACGGUACGCGAACUGCAGGGGGUCCAGUGAGGGGGGCAGCAGGAUCUUGAAAUGCCUCAUGGUGAGCCUCUCGAAACACUUCAUGAUGAUGGAUGAGCUUAAAGAUAUUCGUGAGUCUGGAAUGAAGAAUUUCCGUAAUAUCCUAGUGGAUGAUACGAACAUUUUGUCUUGGCAAGGGCUUAUUGUUCCUGAUAACCCUCCAUAUGACAAAGGGGCUUUCAGGAUUGAAAUAAGCUUUCCAUCAGAAUACCCUUUCAAACCACCUAAAAUUACAUUCAAGACAAAGAUCUAUCAUCCCAACAUUGAUGAAAAAGGACAAGUUUGUCUCCCAGUCAUUAGUGCAGAAAACUGGAAGCCAGCAACCAGAACUGACCAAGUUAUCCAGUCACUCAUUGCACUUGUCAAUGACCCACAGCCUGAGCAUCCUCUAAGAGCUGACCUAGCUGAAGAAUACUCUAAGGACCGUAAAAAAUUCUUUAAGAACGCUGAAGAGUUUACUAAGAAAUAUGCAGAAAAACGACCAGUGGACUAAGACUUCUGUCAAACUGCCUUUCUGACCAUCAGAUUCUGGGCAGUACAUUUCAACAACACCAUCCAGCAGGACUCUGAACACGUGCAAGUGUCACCUUUGGUGUUAACUUGUGGCUGUUACUAACUUUCUACAGUUUUCAUAUAAUCAGAAGUGGUUUAGAUAAUGACUGUUCAGAUGGGAUUAAAACUUUAAAUAAAACAGUCUAGUUCUGCUUUCUAGUUUAAAAACACAAAAUCACUGCUUAGUAAACAACUUUUCUCUCUCAAUUCCACAAGUUCUUUUAACAGAUGGUGUUCUAUUCUUGAGCUUUUUUGUUUUCCUUCAAAUCCAUGUUUCCCUUUAUUGCCUCUGCUUUUUUCUUUCAAUAAAAAUUACGCGAUCCAAACCAAUCUCUCAGUGAAGAAUGACAAAGUCCUGAAGGAGGUGGGCAAGUGUUUUCUUUUUAGCUUUGAAUGUUCUGCAAGUGAACCUGGCCUACAGUGUAUUUAGAAGCUGGGAAGGGGAAAUGCUAACAUGGCCAGCGAGAGUAGAUCAGCCUGUUCCAAUGUAAUUUAGCUCUGUUACUAUACAGUAAAGUUGACAAAAUAGGAAUUUUUGGGCUGAAUUUUUUUUAAGUGUUUUUUUACACCCAUUCCUUGGUUACCUCUGAAUUAACUGACUUGCAGAGGAUUUGUCCCUGGCGUAGGUUAUCAGGCCAUGACCCUAAACAUUGGCCACUGUCCACAUUGCCUUGAGCUUCCGCAUCCAAGCAGAUGCUGACAAGUUGCACGUACAGUGAGGCAACUCAAAUUGGUAAUGUUUUAAACCAGCGUCAAGCUGUUUGCGGUUUGGUGGUCAGUAUUAAUCAACUGAGAAUUCAAAGUUAGCAGUAGGAAUAUGCAUGAAGUGAUUCCAUGGGCAGACAGAGUCCCCCGUAUUCUCCUUCUGGCCACUGUUUAGAUCUUUGUGUGCUGUGAUUCAGGCAUUUGAUUCCGCCUCUUGGUUAAUUUUUGCUCAUUUAACAAGAUUCAGAAACUCUCUGUGCACCUGUGGAAUAGAUCCUGCACAAUCUGCUUCACUAGUUUAGGAAUGGUGUUACCUCAACUUAGCAUUUGUAGAGAUGGUUGGUCUUUUUUUUUAAAAAAACCUUGCAUCCAGCUUGGCUCAGUUUUGGGGAAAUUUGAGCCAAACCUCCACGCUCCUUCCAUGCUGAUCUUUGGCUCCAGAAAACGUGUUUGCAUCCAACUGAUACAGUAGAGAGGUAAAAGUAUUUGACAUCACAGCGUUGCUCUACGAGUAAAGGUCUGGGGUGUUUAAUUUCAGGGCUUUGUCACAUUUAAAAUUUCAAUCAUCUUGUAACUUGAGGUGAAAAUGCCUAUUUCUACCCUGUCUUAGACAGCCUGAUUACUGGGUGGAAACUCGCACUGGGCAAGACGGUGUUGCCCACAGCAGGUGAUCUGUUGCUCAUUUUCCAUUUUGUUUUUUCCUCAAACAUAUUUCCAUGUUUUAAUCUGGGAAAGAAUAGAAAAUAAAUUGAAAUUGGAACUUAAGGAUAAAGGUAUUUGGAAAAAGUAUUUACACUGCUGAAAUGUAAGUAAGUGGAGUAUGUCAAAGUAUGUCAUUUAAGCUUAUAUUUUAACCACUGAAGCUCUGAAAUUGUAUCCUGUUUUGACUCGUGUACACUGUUAACCUGCAGGUACUGUCUGUACAAUGGUAGCAACCACCCUCUCAACUUAAGUACCCCGAAUCAUUUUUUUUAAGCAGUCAAUAUUAAAAUUAGUCUGGAUAAAGCUUAAUUGUCUCAAUUGGGUUUGUAUAGAAAAUUGUGAAUGAAACUGGAUCUGACAAACUUCCGGGCACUUUGGGAUUCAAAUAAAACUUCAUGCGGUUUAUUACUCUU
Hypanus sabinus (Atlantic stingray) is the source of this 2802-nucleotide messenger RNA. Its product is annotated as ubiquitin-conjugating enzyme E2 L3. The transcript is spliced from 5 exons. Gene Ontology annotation, cellular component: nucleus. Gene Ontology annotation, biological process: protein polyubiquitination; ubiquitin-dependent protein catabolic process. The coding region runs from base 330 to 923 and encodes 197 amino acids. The record is from RefSeq and is a predicted model, not a curated record. Lineage: Eukaryota; Metazoa; Chordata; Chondrichthyes; Myliobatiformes; Dasyatidae. Gene Ontology annotation, molecular function: ubiquitin conjugating enzyme activity.